AUGUUUGUUGGGUACGAAGACGCCGAGAAUACUGAAGUGUAUGAAGAUGAACUUUAUCAUGAGGAGUCAUCAAGUGAGCAGAGUGUUGAUAGUGAGGUGGAAUUUCAUCUCUACAGCCAGAUCCACUAUUCCCAAAAUCUUGGAGAAAUCAGCACACUGGAAAUGGAUGAAGAAGCUGAUGUCGCAGGAGUCACGGGUCAUAGUUCAGUUCUAACUGAGAAAUGGUAUGAAGACAAGAAAAUCUCUGAAUUCGGUAGUCAUGGUACUCAGGUUUCAGAUGACCCUGAGAUCAUCGUCUUGUCUGAUACACCAGAUGAAGACAGUGUUUACAAGAGCAAAGCAAAGAAGUCAACAACCUCAUUAGUUCAAGGUAAAAUACAUAUCCAUCCAGGAUCUUCCACACCAAAUCAUGCCGAAGCUGCUGGAUCUAAUACCCUGUAUCCUGCUGGAUCAGGCACAGACUUUUCAAGGCAAAGGAAGAGCACUAGUGGGAAGCUUAGCUCAGUCAGUUCUGCUGGAGCUGAUGCCAUCCAGGAUGUGUUGGUAAUAGAUGAUAGCUCGGAGGAGGAGAGCUUGAUAUCUGAAAGUGAUAAUGUUGAGAGUUGGAUGCUUUUGGGAGCCGGUGCAGACAACAGAGAUGAAAAUAUAAUGUUGAACCUUGAAGGCUGUGCAACUCCUGUCAGUGAAGGUUAG
Molecule: messenger RNA, 693 nt
Organism: Cariama cristata (Red-legged seriema)
Lineage: Eukaryota; Metazoa; Chordata; Aves; Cariamiformes; Cariamidae
Product: zinc finger CCHC domain-containing protein 7-like
Exons: 1
Coding region: 1-693 (230 amino acids)
Source: RefSeq, a predicted model, not a curated record